UGAAAAACAAAAGCAGUCGGCGAGGCAAAUUUUUUGCAACACCGGGCCAUUAUCGUUUUCGUUUUCCAUUUUUCCCGCGCGUGCAGACAUAACGUUGAAAUUUUAGAAUAGCUCAGUGUGGUUUACUAGAAUUGCCGGGAGAAGCUGUUUUUAAUCAGGAUACUUAAGAAAGAAAGGCAAAAGACUCGAAUAUUAACAUCACGGAGCAAAAAUAAUAUAUUAAUUGAACCGAAUUCACUAGCGGUUCACCGGAGUCAAAUUUAUAAGAAAGGCGAAGAGAAAAUAAAGUUUACACCGUACACAAUCCACGAACAUUGCGAGCACUUAAAAACGUAUCGUCCUUUAAAAAUUGAAAGUAGAUAUGCCGCGAAUGGCCGUGCGCAGAAAGGCGUCAACACCUUCAAACAAUACCAAUAAUAACAAUGAAGAAGUCGAUGCACCGAAACGGAAAUUGCUGCGCGUGGCCUUCCAACUGCCAUUGCCGGAGCGGCCAAACGUGGUGGGGCGUGCUUUAGUGUGUGGGCAAGGAGAUAUGGGCCAAUUGGGCCUUGGUGACGAUGAGUCGAAAUUUGAACGCAAAAGACCCGCUCUGGUGGAUUCUAUAGAGAAUGUAGUUGAUGUGCGCGCUGGUGGUAUGCACAAUCUUGUAUUGACGCAUGAAGGCAUUGUUUACUCCUUUGGGUGUAAUGAUGAAGGUGCUUUGGGACGUGAUAGCAGCGAAGAUGGCUCAGAAUUUGAACCACACCCAGUAGAGCUUCCUGGAAAAGUGCUAAAGAUUUCCGCAGGCGACUCUCAUUCGGCUAGUUUGCUGGAAGAUGGUCGCGUUUUUGCAUGGGGAUCCUUCCGCGAUUCGCAUGGAAAUAUGGGUUUGACAUUAGAGGGAAAUAAGCGACUUCCAAUCGAUGUUCUGCCGGACACUAAAUGCUGUGACAUUGCUUCCGGUGCCGACCACUUAGUCAUACUUACAUGCGGUGGAAAAGUAUACACCGUGGGGUGUGGUGAACAAGGGCAAUUGGGACGUGUAUCAUUGCGGUCAGCAACUGGUGAAAGUCGACGUGGUAAGACCGAGUUGCUUCGUCCGGGAGAAGUCGCCAUCAAACGUGGCAAACCAGUUGAUGCUAUUUGGGCCACUAACUACUGCACUUUUCUGCGGGAGUCUCAAACGGGCAAAAUUUGGGCGUUCGGGCUAAACAAUUACAAACAGUUAGCAUACGCCAAGGAGCUAGCAACAAUUAUUAACCCAGUCGACACGAAAUUCCAAAACGUUAAACAAAUUGCUGGCGGACAGCAUCAUACAUUAGUACUUAAGAAUGAUGGAUCUUGUUAUUCCAUUGGACGCAGUGACUAUGGACGACUUGGACUAGGAACUGUGAAUGGCGAUGUCAAGGAGCUGCAGUCUAUAAAAGGAUUGAAAGGACUAUUCGUCGUAGGUGUGUCAUGUGGUGAAGCACAAUCAUUUGCAUUAACCGAUGAUGGUAAAUUAUACUCGUGGGGCAUGGGCUCAAAUUACCAACUAGGUACUGGAUCAGAUGACGAUGCACUGGAGCCCAUUCAAAUUAUCAGCAAACAAACCGAGGGCAAACGAAUCAUACGAGUAUCUAGCGGAGGACAACACAGUAUAUUCCUGGUACAAAGUGAAGUGCAGCCAAAACCGCAAUCUAAAACAGAACUAGGAAAAUCAGCGCAAGUAAAAAAAGCAUCGGUGACAGCUGUCAAAGAAAAGGAAACAAAACCAAAACCCAUAGAUGAGAAGCAGAAAUCCACGGAGGCUAAGGAUACGCCAAAGACGAAUGGCGAUUCUAAUCUAGAGGAAAUGGACGAUGAUGAUUCUAAAAAACUGGAAAAGCAACCUGCCGAAAACAAUGAGACUGGGAAAGACGCUGCUAAACGUGGACGCAAAAAGAAAUAAGAAUAGAUAUACCCAGUACAAAAAUUGUUCAAUUUGUUUUUUUUUUUUUUUGUAUACUUUUUGUUUAAAAAUUCCGUCUGUUGACUGUUAAUAAAAUAGAACGUAAAUUACUUAGUUACUGACUAGAGCUCACACACAAGAUAGAGUUGGUGUGUUGCUCUCUACAUUAUUGUUUUUAAUCAAUUUGUAAAUUGAUUGCUUAUUACAAUUAUGCAAUUUGAACAUAACAAACAGGUAUGUAUGCAGAACAAGAAAUACUUUUUGUACUAGUCGUACAUUUCAUAUGUAAUUCAUUCUUAAUAAAGUAUAAAAUAAAUGAA
This is a messenger RNA of Anastrepha obliqua, 2229 nucleotides long. RefSeq names its product regulator of chromosome condensation (gene Rcc1). The record is from RefSeq and is a predicted model, not a curated record. Gene Ontology annotation, molecular function: guanyl-nucleotide exchange factor activity. Bases 362 to 1909 code for a protein of 515 amino acids. Gene Ontology annotation, cellular component: cytoplasm. The transcript has 3 exons. Lineage: Eukaryota; Metazoa; Arthropoda; Insecta; Diptera; Tephritidae.